Messenger RNA from Candidula unifasciata, 558 nucleotides. Lineage: Eukaryota; Metazoa; Mollusca; Gastropoda; Stylommatophora; Geomitridae. The record is from the annotation of a GenBank genome assembly.
AUGACAGGCAGAAAAUAUUUAGUAGUAGGAAUUGGUGGGGCGACUAACAGUGGAAAAUCAUCUGUGAGCUCAAAGUUGUGUAAAUUGUUACCUCAUGCAGAAUGGAUGCGUCAAGAUGAUUAUUUUUUGGCUCCAGAUGAUCCAAAUGUGGAAACUCUAAACGGAUAUCAGAAUUGGGACACGCUUAGUGCAUUAGAGAUGGACAGGAUGGUUAGUGAUGUUGAAGAGUGGAUCUUACGACAACAGAAUAAUGUAGAGCCAGCAGUUCUUAUUGUUGAAGGAUUUCUCAUAUUAAACCACAGGAAGCUGGCUGCCUUAUUAGAGAAACAGUUUUUCUUUACAAUUACCAAAGAAGUUUGUGAAGAGCGAAGAAAACACAGAACAUACAAUCCCCCGGAUACACCAGGCUACUUUGACAAUAUUGUUUGGCCGUCUUAUUUGAAGCAUCUUGAUGACUUAAAGAGCCAGGCGGAUAUUGAAUAUAUUGAUGGUUGUGCAGAUCUGGCCACUAUUACCCAAGUGGUUUUUGAGAAAAUUGAGGCUGUACUACACAGGUAG